This is a messenger RNA of Chinchilla lanigera (long-tailed chinchilla), 2137 nucleotides long. RefSeq names its product gamma-aminobutyric acid (GABA) A receptor, theta (gene Gabrq). The transcript is spliced from 9 exons. The coding region runs from base 254 to 2137 and encodes 627 amino acids. Gene Ontology annotation, cellular component: membrane; neuron projection; synapse. Gene Ontology annotation, biological process: signal transduction; monoatomic ion transmembrane transport; regulation of membrane potential. Gene Ontology annotation, molecular function: neurotransmitter receptor activity; extracellular ligand-gated monoatomic ion channel activity; GABA-A receptor activity. The record is from RefSeq and is a predicted model, not a curated record. Lineage: Eukaryota; Metazoa; Chordata; Mammalia; Rodentia; Chinchillidae.
GCCGCAGACGAAGCGCACCUCGCGGCUGCGUCGGACAGAGCUGCUGGGCACCCGCUCCCCCCGGUUCUCUCUGAGAUCGGGGCUCCCGACCAACUCCUGUGCUUCCCACUCCCCGUGGCCCCCGGUAGUCCUCCGUAGAGGCGACUCUGCGGGAGGACUAGCGGUCCCAUCCAGCUCGGCCCGGUACCGACCCGCUGCCCAGCCCAGCCCCGUCCCUCCCUUCCCGGUCCGUGGCGCCCAGAGAGCCGCAGCCAUGGGCUUCCGAGCCGCGCUGCGGGUCGCCGCGCUCCUGCUGCUCAUCAGAACCUGGCUCGCGGACAGCGACAAGCCCAGUCCCACCCCGAAGUUCAAGUUCUCCCGAGUGCCUGAAGACUUCCUGGACAUGUUCGACUGCAAAAAUUGUGCAAAUCAAUCCCUGGUUCAAAAGAUUCUAGACAGGGUGCUGUCGAAUUAUGAUGUCCGGCUGAGACCGAAUUUUGGAGGUGCCCCUGUGACCGUGAAAAUAGCUAUCUAUGUCUGCAACAUUCACGAGAUCUCGGAUAUGGACAUGGACUAUACAAUCACGAUGUAUUUUUAUCAGACCUGGAAGGAUUCACGCUUAGCAUAUCAUGAGACCAACCUGAACCUGACCCUGGAUUAUCGCAUGAAUGAGAUGUUGUGGGUCCCAGACUGCUACUUUCUGAAUAGCAAAGACGUUUUUAUGCAGGAUGCAACUGUGGAGAAUCGCAUGUUUCAGCUUCACCCUGAUGGAACGGUGCGGUAUGGCAUCCGGCUGACCGCCAAAACAGGCUGUUCCUUGGAUCUGCAUAAAUUCCCUAUGGACCAGCAGACAUGCAAGCUGGAAGUGGAGAGCUAUGGCUACACUGUCGAAGACGUCCUAUUAGCCUGGGAAAACGGUGAGGAUGGCGUUCAGAUGACCGAGGAGCUGAAAAUCCCUCAGUUCAAUUUCCUGGGGAGGAUGAUUACUAGCAAGGAGGUGUAUUUCUACACAGGUUCCUACAUGCGUCUGGUAAUGAAUUUCGAAGUGCAGCGGGAAAUCAGCAGCUAUCUUUUGCACAUCUAUUGGCCCACUGUUCUCACCACUGUUCUCUCCUGGAUAUCAUUCUGGAUGAGCCAUGAUUCUGCGGCAGCCAGGGUGACAAUUGGCCUAACUUCCAUCCUUAUCCUGACCACCAUCGACUCACACCUGCGGGAUAAACUCCCCCACAUUGCCUAUGUCAAGGCCAUUGACAUCUAUAUCCUCGUGUGCUUGUUCUUCGUGUUCCUGUCCUUGAUGGAGUAUAUCUACAUCAACUACCUUUACUUCAGCCAAGGACCUCGCCGCCAGCGUCGACGACACAGGAGACUCCGAAGACUCAUUGCCCGCUACCUCUACCAUGAUGUAGUGGUGAGAAAUGUGCAGGAUGACCUCAUUAACGUGGAAAAUGAAGUUGAUCCUGGCUCUCUUCCCACCCGCCCUGCACAGGCUCCCCUGGCGAGCCCCGAAAGCCUUGGCUCUCUGGCAACCAUCUCAGAGCAGGCCCCACUGGCCACCUCCGAAAGCCUCAGCACACUCUCUUCCCUCUCCAGCCUGGCCCAGCUGGAGUCUGGAGAGAACCUGAGCCAUCUUCCCUCCACCUCCCAGCAGGCCCUUCCUGGCUUUCAUGAUAUUACUGUUCCCACCAAAAUCCACAUCCAUACCGAAGCCCGUGUGUGUGUGGAGACCUACGACGACAGCGAGGAUGACUCCGAAGACAACUUGGGCUUGGAUGAGAGCCUUGGCCGUGGCCCCAGCGGGAGGCCCAUGCUACUCCAGAGGUGUUUGCAAGAAGCAGGCUGGGACUCUGAUAUGAUCGAGCGCUUACUGGCUGACAUCAGUGUCAAGAGCAGCCUUGACCUUGAGGAGCAACGUGAGGGUAACGCUGACAAUAUCCGGAGCAUCGAUGUGGAGAAUCCCAUGACCUCUGACCAGGAGGACAGUGGCUCAGAGUCUGAAGAUGACUGCCUCCUGAGCUCUGGAUGCUGCCUCAGUAAAGCGAUCUCUUCCCAGCUCUUUAACCCUGACCAUGUCCCUGAGAUAGACAGGUGGUGCCGAGUCCUCUUCCCUGUUUCCUUUGGGUUGUUCAAUAUUGUUUACUGGCUGUACCACCUGUAUUAG